Messenger RNA from Parnassius mnemosyne (clouded apollo), 1440 nucleotides. The record is from the annotation of a GenBank genome assembly. Lineage: Eukaryota; Metazoa; Arthropoda; Insecta; Lepidoptera; Papilionidae.
UUGUUGUGUUUAUUUGUUGCUAUAUUGUUUCGUACAAAUGAUAUGGAUCCUCAACCAAGCACGUCAAGCCAAAGCUUGUCUCCAAGAAAGAAGAGACCACGGAUUGCUUUAAGCGUUACCGAAAAACUUAUGAUACAAAACGUCUACAAACACGUAUUUGAGGAAAAAGCUGCUUCACUAUUACCUAUUGAGGCCCCCGAAAAAAAAGAAUGUGUUUCGAAAACAGCUGACAUUUUGGGAAUUGGUGUGACCUCAGUUUACAGUGUGUUAAAAGAAUGCAAAGAAAAUGAACAAUUUAAGUCUCCCGAGAAACGUGGACCGAAACACAGUUUCAAAGAUAAAUUAGACGAUUUUACUUUUGCCGCUAUAAGGCGAAAAGUACAUAAUUUUUUUUAUGCAAAUGAGUCACCCACCAUUAUAAAGAUUCUUAAGGUUGUCAAUGAAGACCCAGACUUACCCAAUUUUUCUUGGAGUACAUUAAGAAAUGUUAUGAAACAUUUAAAUUUCAAAUAUGUCACAAAAUCAAGACACAGCAUUUUAAUUGACAGACAGGACAUUAUUCUAUGGCGCCAGCGAUACCUUCGAAAAAUUAAAGAGUAUCGAAGGGAAGGAAGGUAUAUUUAUUACCAAGAUGAAACCUGGAUCAACGAAGGUCAUGCACCGAAGAAGGCAUGGAUUGACCAGACAGUGUUAUCGUCCCGCCAGGCCUUCCUAGAUGGCUUGACCACUGGCUUAAAACAGCCUUCAGGAAAGGGCAAACGAUUAAUUAUCGGCCAUAUAGGCGGGGAAGAAGGAUUCGUAGAAGACAGCUUAUUAAUAUUUGAAGCCAAAAAAAAUAAAGAAGAUUAUCAUCAAGAGAUGAAUGCCGAUUCCUUUGAGAAGUGGUUUAGGGGGGUCUUGCCAAAACUAAAACCAAAUUCCGUAGUAGUGAUGGAUAAUGCCCCCUACCACUCCAGGAAACUAGAAUCGCUGCCUAAAAUGUCUUGGACUAAACCUAGAAUACUAGAGUGGCUAACGAGCAAAAAUAUUUCAUUCGAAGCAACAAUGGUUAAAGCUACUCUUAUAGACAUUGUACGGCAGCACAAGCAAGAACAUUGCGAUAAGUAUGUUGUGGACGAGAUGGCAGCGCAGCAUGGGAUAAUUGUUUUACGUCUGCCCCCAUACCACUGUGAGCUCAAUCCCAUUGAGUUGGUAUGGGCGCAGGCUAAAGGAUAUGUUGCAAGAAAUAACAAAACCUUCAAAAUGACAGAAGUAAAAAAACUUUUUGAAGAAGGACUUCAACAUAUCACACCUGAAAAAUGGAAUAGCUGCGUGUCUCAUAUAAUUAAAAAAGAAGACAAAAUGUAUGGUCUCGACCACAUGAUUGACAAUGUUACUGACAGAUUUUUAAUUAAUGUCACCGAAAGCGAUAGUGAUGAUUUUUUAUCUGAUAAUGAAUAA